Messenger RNA from Myotis daubentonii (Daubenton's bat), 2615 nucleotides. It is a transcript of the gene CAPN10, whose product is annotated as calpain 10. Gene Ontology annotation, cellular component: cytoplasm. Lineage: Eukaryota; Metazoa; Chordata; Mammalia; Chiroptera; Vespertilionidae. Gene Ontology annotation, molecular function: calcium-dependent cysteine-type endopeptidase activity. The record is from RefSeq and is a predicted model, not a curated record. Gene Ontology annotation, biological process: proteolysis.
UGCUCUGUCUUCCUGUCUGCUGUGCCCAGGAAGGAAGGAAGAGGCCAGGCAGCUGAACCCCUUGUUCUGUGGGGCUCUGCUGCAGCUGCUCAGCAUGGGCAGUAGGGAGCUCAGCUGUCAGGCCACAGGGGCUCCCAGGCACAGACGCAGUGUCCCCUCUCCCGCAGCAGUACUUUCUGCCCCGCUCUGCCAAACCCCAAGCCCACUUACGGAGUCAGAGCCAUGCAUCUGAACUAAAAAGUCAAACGUGCCAGCCUAGACAGGAAAGGGUGGGCUGAGGGAGCCUGUGACCUGGUUUGGAAUUAGCGUCCUUAGCUAGUUAACUUCUUAAAUAGGUUUUAAAUAUAAAUCAGCAAAAGAUGAUUGAAACUCUUUCUGACAGACACCACAGGUAAAGAAGGCCUGCUCAGACUCCCUCCCUGGACUGUUGAUGGCCUUCUGUUUGGCUUCUUGCUAAGUAUCACCAAUGAAUGCAGCAAUGUUCAUUGACAGUGGUGACCCCAUUCAGAGUGCCUCCUGGGUCCCAGGCCCCAUGCUAAGGAGACUCUGCUUCUCCCGGUGCCAGAGAGAGGAUGUGUUCUGGCUUCCAUUACUGGAGAAGGUCUAUGCCAAGGUCCAUGGGUCCUACGAGCACCUAUGGGCAGGGCAGGUGGCAGAUGCCCUGGUGGACCUAACCGGUGGCCUGGCAGAAAGAUGGAACCUGAAGAACUUGGCAAGCAGCAGAAGCCAACAGGAUGGGUCUGGCGGCUCAGAACCCAAGACUUGUUGGCAGCUGCUCAGCCUCAAGGAGCGGUGUCUGAUCAGCUGCUCAGUGUUCAACCCCAAGGCAGAGACAGUCCAGGAGUUUCUUCUCUUUGCGUUGGACCACCGCCCCUCCUCUCCAGGUGCCAGGGAGCUGGGGGAGUUUCACGCCUUCAUCAUCUCGGACCUGCGUGAGCUCCGGGGUCAGGCUGGUCAGAGUAUCUUGCUGCUUCGCAUUCAGAACCCCUGGGGCCGGCGUUGCUGGCAGGGGCCCUGGAGAGAGGGGGGUGAAGGGUGGACCCAGGUGGACCCAGUGGAUUCGGUAGAGCUGCUGUCCCAGCUCCAGGAAGGGGAGUUCUGGGUGGAUGAGGAGGAGUUUCUCCGUGAAUUUGACGAGGUCACCAUUGGCUACCCCGUCACGGAGGCUGGCCACCUGCAGAGCCUCUACUCAGAGAAGGUGCUCAGCCACACUCAGGAGCUGCCGGGGGCCUGGGUCCUGGGGCAGUCCGCAGGAGGCUGCCGGAACAACAGCGGCUUUCCCAGCAACCCCAAGUUCUGGCUGCGGGUCUCAGAACCGAGUGAGGUGUACAUUGCUGUCCUGCAGAGGCCCAGGAUGCGCACGGUGGACUGGGCUGGCCGGGCCCAGGCACCAGUGGGGGACAGCCGCGUGGUGUGGAGCCCGGCGAGCAUCCUAGGCAAGGACUACCCUGCCGUGGGUCUGCAUCUCUGGAAGGUGGAGAAGCGGCGGGUCAGCCUGCCCAGGAUCCUGUCCACACCCCCUGUGGCUGGCACUGUGUGCCAUGCUUACGACCGUGAGGUCCAUCUCCGCUGUGAGCUCACCCCCGGCUACUACCUGGCCGUCCCCAGCACCUUCUUAAAGAAUGUGCCAGGACAGUUCUUGCUCCGGGUCUUCUCCAGCGGGAGAGUCUCCCUCAGUGCCAUCAAGACAGUGGUCCAGAGCCCUGGCCCUGGGGAGACCCUGUUGGCGGGGGAGUGGGAGACUGUGCAGCUGCAGGGCUCCUGGAAGAUCGGCCAGACGGCCGGGGGCAGCCGGAACUUUGCCUCCUACUCCAGCAACCCCUGCUUCCCCCUCACGAUCCCUGAGGGUGCAGGCCCCCGCUGCGUCCGGAUCACUCUGCACCAGCACUGCCUAGACAGCGACUGCCACCCCAUUGGCUUCCAUGUUUUCCAGAAUGGCUGUGAGCCCAGAGGAGUCCAGAAGGAGGUGCUGCCAGUUCCAGCGGACAAUGGGGGCCAGGGCACACCCACCCUGCUGCUCCAGAAGCCUCUGCUGAGCUGUGUGCCACAUUGCUACACCCAGGAAGUUAGCCGUGUCUGCCACCUGUCUGCAGGGUCCUACAGGAUUGUGCCCUCCACCUACCUGCCAGACACAGAGGGGGCCUUCACAGUGACCAUCGCAACCAGAAUAGACAGGCGCUCCAUUCACAGCCAGGAAAUGCUGGGGCAGCUCCUCCAAGAGGCCUCCUUCAUGGCAGUGAUGAAGACCUAACUGGAUAACCCCACUGGAGUCCUCAGAGGCCUCCCUUGGCCCAUGAUGUCCUCACACAGCAUCCUUGCACGGUGCCACCAGCCUCAGUGCUGUAGCUGCCAGUCCUGCACUGAGCAGCCGCAUGUGCCGUGGCACUAGGUGAAGGUUCCUCAUCCUGGAGAGAGGCAGCCCCAGGGUCAGGCAGGUGCUGCAGGGAGAGCAAGAAAGGCCCCACGCGAGUGUCCUGGUCCCCAAGCCAUGACAACAGCUCCGUGGAGUCCCUCGGGGCUCCAGAGAGGCCUCAGCUGACAGAUGAGUGUGUCAGCACACAGCUGUUUACAGCAUUUCUGGAUGUAACUUUAUAAAUAAAGAGGAAUACUGAGCA